GCACCACGCCGAAUCAUGUUCCGCUCUGCUGCAAUCUUGCUCCCAUCAUGUGUGGCCUCCGUGCGCGCCCGUGCACUCAGACAUCAAGCCAUGGCUACACGCACCGUUUUCACUGCGAUGGCCGGCGUGAGCAGCUCCAAGAGCGGGACGACGCCAAUCCGACCCGGGCACCAAUUUGACGUUGACCGCCUCAAGGCGUUCCUGCUGGGACUCGCUGCCAGCCAAUCCGCCUCAUCUGCCGAUGCGAGUGUUUCUACAAUGGGCCCCAGAGUCCAUUCUACCGGGACUGCAGGACAGACACUGGAUAUUGCCACGCCAAAUCUCGUCCUGGCGCACCAGGAUCAUCGCAAAUUGGAUUGGUCGCAGAUUGCAAGUCUGGACACAGUCACCGUGCUGAACCACCAUUCGGGUGAUGCAUUCCUGCAGAGCAUUGGUCUUACACCGGAAUCGGCCAUCGAGGUGCGGCAGUUUGCUCACGGCCAGUCCAACCCGACCUUCCUUCUGAUUGUCAGCAACCCCUCGUCCUCAACAAGCGCAGAGUCUCGGCAGUUUGUGCUGCGCAAACAACCGCCGGGCAAGCUUUUGCCAUCGGCACACCGGCUUGACCGAGAAUUCCGGGUGACUCUCGGCCUUGCGCAAAGCAACAUGCCGGUUGCCAAACCGCUCUUGCUCUGCCAGGACCAGCGCGUGAUUGGCACCAGCUUUUAUCUUGUAGAGCUGGUCAACGGCCGCAUCUUCAAGGAUCCGAAGCUACCAGAAGUGUCUACGGCUCAAGAACGCCGAGAAAUCUACGCCGAAAUGAAUCGCAUUUUGGCUCGCUUGCACUCGGUCAACGUGGACCAACACGACAUCUUGCAAGGGUAUGGACCGACCGAAAACUACUACGAGCGACAGAUUGCGCGGUGGACCAAGCAGUAUCAAGCCUCGAUUGUGGACAAACCAAACGAAACCAUGCUGCGGUUGGCGGAUUGGCUGCCUGCCAACAUUCCCUCGACCGUCGUGCCAGCCGGCGUUGUGCAUGGCGACUUUCGACUGGACAAUCUCAUUCUGCACCCCACAAAGCCCCAGGUGCUGGCCGUGCUGGACUGGGAGCUGUCCACGCUUGGUGAUACCAUUUCUGAUCUUGCCUACAAUUGCUUACCAUACCACCUGCCCGAGACGUUUCCCGGCGUCAUUGGGAUGAAAGAACUCGUUGCACGCAGCAGCGACUUUGCCAACCAGGGGAUUCCAACUGAGCAGGACUAUGUCAAGCUUUACUGCCGCAACCGGGCGCUUGAUGCAUCGCAGACAGAGCACCUGCUUCGGCACUGGAACUUUUACAUGGCGUUCGCAUGGUUUCGCGUUGCUUCCAUUCUGCAAGGAGUCCACAAGCGCGCUGUCGGCGGGAAUGCGAGCUCCCAGAAUGCUCUUGCGGUUGGCAGUGCGGCCAUGGUUGGUGCCAAUCUGGGCUGGCAGAGUGCGACCGCGCAUCGUGCCGCGACCGCACCUCAUCGUGCACAGUCUGAACCGGCCGCAGCCAGUGAACACUCCAAGUCCGCCGCUUCUUCUCACGUGGGUGUUCCGUCUCUUGUUGGAGUUCCUGCGUCCGUUCAGCCAUUGCGUGCCAAGCUUCUCGAUUUCAUGAACGAAUUUGUCUUCCCCUGUGAAAGCGCCACUGCCAAGCACCAGUUCUCCGACAAGCGCUGGACUGUACUUCAUCAGAUGCAAGAGCUGAAAGCGGCAGCUCGGGAACGCGGCUUGUGGAACUUGUUCAUUCCUCGCGAGGCGGAUCCUCUGGGAAAGUUUGGGGCAGGGUUGUCCAACUUUGAGUACGCGCACCUGUGCGAAGUGAUGGGUCGGUCGCUCUUUGCUCCCGAAAUCUUCAAUUGCUCCGCUCCGGACACUGGCAACAUGGAGGUGUUAAUCCGCUACGGUACUCCAGAGCAGCAGAGUCGCUGGCUGCAACCGUUGCUUGCUGGAACGAUUCGCUCGUGUUUUGCCAUGACCGAGCCCAACGUGGCCUCUUCCGAUGCGACAAACAUUGGCACUACUAUUGUUCGCGAUGGCUCUGAUUACGUUGUGAAUGGUCACAAGUGGUGGAUUUCAGGCGCAUUGGAUCCGCGGUGCUCAAUCGCCAUCGUCUUGGGCAAAAGCGACAUUAAUGGCACCCAACCUCGACACAGCCGCCACAGCAUGAUCCUCGUGCCAAUGGACACGCCUGGUGUGGUCAUCAAGCGCCCUUUGACCGUGUUUGGAUAUGACGAUUCGCCGCACGGCCAUGCUGAAAUGACGUUUACGAACGUGCGUGUGCCGGCGUCCAAUUUGCUCCUUGGCGAGGGUCGUGGGUUUGAGAUUGCACAGGGCAGACUGGGUCCCGGUCGCAUCCACCACUGCAUGCGACUGAUCGGCCACGCCGAGCGCUGUCUUGACUUGAUGAAGCAGCGCGUGCUGUCUCGCAAAAUUGGCGACCAGCCACUCGCAGCGUUCAACUCGAUUGUGCAUGGCAUUGCUCAGUCGCGCAUCGACAUUGACCAGGCACGUUUGCUGACGCUUCAGGCUGCACAUGCGAUGGACACGGUCGGCAACAAGGGCGCCAAGAUGGAGAUUGGCAUGAUCAAGGUUGCUGCGCCCGAAAUGGCGCUCCGCGUCAUUGAUCGCGCCAUGCAAGCGUUCGGCGCUAUGGGUCUGAGCAACGACAUUCCACUUGCGCAAAUGUACGCGUGGAGUCGUGUUCUCAAGUUUGCCGACGGUCCCACCGAAGUGCAUUUGCAGCAGAUUGGGCAGCUAGAGCUGAAGCGUCGUCUGAUGUAAUAUCCAACAAGUCAAGUCUUUUGCAUGGCCC
This is a messenger RNA of Capsaspora owczarzaki ATCC 30864, 2821 nucleotides long. Its product is annotated as acyl-Coenzyme A dehydrogenase. The transcript is spliced from 4 exons. Gene Ontology annotation, molecular function: oxidoreductase activity, acting on the CH-CH group of donors; flavin adenine dinucleotide binding. NCBI's taxonomy places the organism in Eukaryota, Filasterea, Ministeriida, Capsasporidae. The record is from RefSeq and is a predicted model, not a curated record. Bases 16 to 2790 code for a protein of 924 amino acids.